Diorhabda sublineata is the source of this 663-nucleotide messenger RNA. RefSeq lists its product as uncharacterized. Bases 137 to 580 code for a protein of 147 amino acids. Gene Ontology annotation, biological process: regulation of synaptic transmission, cholinergic; sleep; positive regulation of voltage-gated potassium channel activity. NCBI's taxonomy places the organism in Eukaryota, Metazoa, Arthropoda, Insecta, Coleoptera, Chrysomelidae. The transcript has 4 exons. The record is from RefSeq and is a predicted model, not a curated record.
CUAGCAUAUGCUGCAUUUAAAAUCAACUUGUGUUUUAAGUGCAUUUUUAUUCUAUUAGUGUAUAACCAUGAAAACGGUUAAUUCACGAUUCGGUGUUACUGGCAACUAACUGAUUUGCAUAUAUAGGAAAAAAAACAUGGAAAAAUCUUUAGUAUAUACAUCUACAAUAUUAAUAGUAUUAUGUUUCGUAACGCUUGGUACUUCGAUACAUUGUUUCCAGUGUAAUUCCGCCGAAAAUCCAGAAUGUUCGGAUCUUACUGUAAAUAAUACUGAAAGUAUAUUUUAUCGACCGUGUAAGAAAAACGAAACUGCCGAUGAAAGUUUUUUUUGUAGAAAAUAUGCUACGACUGUUCUUGGGGUAAAGGACCAAAAAGAUUCCGUUAGGAUUUUCAGGAGUUGCGGUUGGAUCAAUACGAAAAAUAUAACUAAAGAUACUUGCAGUAAAGACGAAAGUGAUUUUAUUGAAAAAAUUACUUGUACUUGUUUUUCGGACGGCUGUAAUUCAAGUACACGAAUAUAUCCAUCGGAAUUUCUAUUUUUUAUUGGAUUAUUUUUAUAUAUUUUAUGUCAAUUUGAAUAAAAAUUAUUAUAAGAAUUAUUUACUGUAGAUGUUUUAGUAGAUUAAAAAUAUGUUAUAAAUAAAGGACGCAAAAAUUUGAUUUU